Peromyscus eremicus (cactus mouse) is the source of this 1071-nucleotide messenger RNA. RefSeq names its product carbonyl reductase [NADPH] 2-like. The record is from RefSeq and is a predicted model, not a curated record. The transcript is spliced from 9 exons. Gene Ontology annotation, biological process: glucose metabolic process; xylulose metabolic process. The coding region runs from base 139 to 873 and encodes 244 amino acids. Gene Ontology annotation, molecular function: L-xylulose reductase (NADPH) activity; carbonyl reductase (NADPH) activity. NCBI's taxonomy places the organism in Eukaryota, Metazoa, Chordata, Mammalia, Rodentia, Cricetidae.
AGGCCUUUGAUCUUACUGGGUGAACCUGGCCAGACUUCUGCGUUCAGUGCCACCUGGAGGUUGGCUGUAGGACUCAGGUGGCUUGCUCAGGCUGGGGUCAAGGACACAGUGAGCAGGAGGACAAUUGGUGUUGGCAGCAUGAAGCUGAAUUUCCGUGGUCUGAGGGCCCUGGUGACAGGGGCAGGGAGAGGGAUUGGACGGGGCACUGUGAAGGCCCUGCAUGCCUCAGGAGCCAAAGUGGUGGCCGUGACACUUAACAACGCAGACCUGGUCAGCCUCGCCAAAGAGUGUCCGGGGAUAGAGCCUGUGUGCGUGGACCUGGGUGACUGGGAGGCCACAGAGAAGGCACUGGGCGGUAUUGGCCCCGUGGACCUGCUGGUGAACAAUGCAGCGGUGGCUCUGGUGCAGCCUUUCCUGGAGGCCACCAAGGAGGCCUUUGACAGGUCCUUCAAUGUGAAUCUUCGCUCUGUGUUGCAAGUAUCCCAGAUGGUAGCCAAGGGCAUGAUUGACCGCGGAGUGGCAGGGUCCAUUGUCAAUGUCUCCAGCAUGGUGGCCUAUGUCACCUUCCCUGGCCUGACCAACUACUGCUCCACCAAGGGCGCAAUGACUAUGCUGACCAAAGCCAUGGCCAGGGAACUGGGGCCACACAAGAUCCGGGUAAACUCUGUAAACCCUACUGUGGUGCUGACUGAUAUGGGCAAGAAAGUCACUGCAGAUGCUGAGUUUGCCAGGAAGCUCAAGGAGCGCCACCCACUGAGGAAGUUCGCAGAGGUGGAGGACGUUGUCAACAGUAUCCUCUUCCUGCUCAGCGACAGCAGUGCCUCUACCAGUGGCUCUGGCAUCCUGGUGGACGCUGGUUACCUGGCCUCCUAGACUGCCCAGAUGUGGUGGACCCCUGGAAGUCUUCCUGGCCCCACCCUCACAUCAAGACCCUGCCCCAGCCCAGCAGUUCUACUUCCAUCCUGUGGACCCAACCCCUGUCCAUCCCCAACUUUAGACUCCAGGAUCUCUCCUUUCCAUACCAGCUGGGCUGGGCUAAUUUGCCUAAAUAAAUAACCACAGUAUUCCAAA